Molecule: messenger RNA, 1331 nt
Organism: Annulohypoxylon maeteangense
Lineage: Eukaryota; Fungi; Ascomycota; Sordariomycetes; Xylariales; Hypoxylaceae
Product: RNA recognition domain-containing protein
Exons: 4
Coding region: 1-813 (270 amino acids)
Biological process (GO): mRNA export from nucleus
Cellular component (GO): nucleus
Molecular function (GO): mRNA binding
Source: RefSeq, a predicted model, not a curated record
AUGUCUUCAAAGCUCAACCAGUCUCUUGACGAGAUCGUCUCCACCCAACGUCGCGUCGGCGGCGGCGGCCGUGGUGGCCGACCCCAGCGCCGAUCCAUUGGACGUGCCGCUAAGGCAGCACCUGUCGGCGGCGUUCAGAAGACGCCCAAGUUGACUCGUGCUGCUGCAGCGAAGCAGAAUACCGCUAAGGCAGCCGGUGGCAACGGCGAGAGCAAGGUGGUGGUUAGCAACCUGCCCAAGGAUGUUAACGAAGGCCAAAUUAAGGAGUACUUCGCAACCUCAGUUGGCCCAAUCAAGCGUGUGGAGCUUUCCUACGGUCCGAAUAGCGUCAGCCGUGGAAUUGCUACCGUCACCUUCUCUAAGCUUGACGGUGCUAGCAAAGCAUUCAAUGCCUUGAACGGUCUUUUAGUCGACAACCGCCCUAUCAAGAUUGAGAUCGUCGUCAGCGCGGCCAAGGCAGCUGAGAUCGCACCCCCAACCAAGACCCUCACCGAACGCAUUACCCAACCUAAGGCCCAGCCUAAGUCUGCAGCCAACGACAAAAAGAAGGAGGCGGCAGGAAAGGCAGUCGGUUCCGGUGCUCGUGGUCGCAAGCGACGCGGUGGACCUCGCAGCGCUCGCCCGGCCAAGAAGACAGCUGAGGAGCUGGACUCGGAGAUGGCCGAUUACUUCGAAGCUGGUAAUCAGAACGAGAAUACCAACGGCAAUGCACCUGCUGCCACCAACGGCGAUGCUCCCAUGGAGGAUGAGAUUCUAGUACGUGUUCCCAUGAUAUACAAUACGAGUUUCUCCCUGCUAACCAUUGUACAGUGAACGAGUCGCAUAAAUGUGGACUAAUCGAAGUUCGCAAUUGGGUGGGUGGUCCGGUUUUCCAUUAGGGUUUUGUUCCAUUAUCCAUGUUACGGCUCGGGUUUGCUUUCCUACUAUUGAAUUUGGCAAUGGGUGCAUGAACGGGACACGCGGGUCUGGAGGAGGAGGCGGGUAUAUCAGACCACAUACACCAUAGCCUAUGCAGGUAGCCGUGCUGCAGAAUGAAACGGCACUAUCCCCCAGGUCUUACUUGCUCGUAAAGGGUAUGAAUUCUGACUAACACGAAUAUCUCUCGGUGGGUGGGUAAUUUGAUUUUCGCGGCUCUGUUUGCUUGCCUAGAUAAGGACAAUUAAUAUGUACUACUUGAACGAAGAUAAUGUUGAUGUCGAGACUUUGGUAUAUUCGAUAUCCGAAUUGGUAUAUCCAUUUGCGGGAACUGGCAUGUCAUCUACACGAAUCGCUGCUGAAUGUACUCUGGUCAUGCGAGUUCAUCCCAUCAAUUCAGUAUUUAACCCAUGAAA